AUGGUGAUCCUGGUCCGAGUACAUCUUCUAAUGUUGAUUGACAGCUUUAGAGAAAAGGAAAAUGAGGGCCGUCAAACACGUUACGGAGACCAGAGAGUAAUAACACACUAUCAAUUAUUGACAGUUAUAAAACUAGGUGUAAUUGAAGAAUGUACCUGUUGCGGAAGUACCUGGUUUUCAGUCUACAUUCAUCAUAUCCGAAGAUUUAUCGGGAUUGCCAAAGGAUUGACGAUCAUAUUCCAUCAAUUUGAAUUGAAAACAUGUCCACUGCAAUUCACUAUCAAACGAUAUCCAACAUUACUUUCUUUACCUGAAUUUAAUUGGGCUAUGCACGACGUUGCUCGGACUUCUCUGUGGAAUGAGGAUAUUGUUGACCGUUUUGGAAGUGUAAAGAACUAUGGCUACAAUGUUGUAUUUUCUUUAGACAUACAUUUACAAGAAAAUAAAAUACAAAAGAAACUACAUAUGCCUGCAAUACAAUCCGAAGAUACAUUAAGAAUAUUGAAAUAA
This is a messenger RNA of Mucor mucedo, 510 nucleotides long. RefSeq lists its product as uncharacterized. The transcript has 4 exons. NCBI's taxonomy places the organism in Eukaryota, Fungi, Mucoromycota, Mucoromycetes, Mucorales, Mucoraceae. The record is from RefSeq and is a predicted model, not a curated record. The coding region runs from base 1 to 510 and encodes 169 amino acids.